Camponotus floridanus (Florida carpenter ant) is the source of this 1649-nucleotide messenger RNA. RefSeq names its product acid phosphatase type 7. The coding region runs from base 217 to 1533 and encodes 438 amino acids. Gene Ontology annotation, molecular function: acid phosphatase activity; metal ion binding. NCBI's taxonomy places the organism in Eukaryota, Metazoa, Arthropoda, Insecta, Hymenoptera, Formicidae. The record is from RefSeq and is a predicted model, not a curated record. The transcript has 8 exons.
GACAGAUUAGCAGCUGACAGAGAUUAAGUGGGAGUUGCUUAUUGUUUAAAGACCAGCUGCGUCAGACGAUGCGUUUUCGAUGACGUUUUUCAUAUACUUUUUAGAUAGAGUUUUAUUACGCAUCGUUUUUGACACAUGAAAAAUUAGUCUCUCUCGUGUCAUUUAUUCCUGUGAUACGGAAUAAAACGUGUACAUUAUAUUAAAUCAACAGACGAGAUGCUUUCAUACACCAUAUUUGUGAUUCUAUCAUUUAUCUCCACUGCAUUCGGAUAUGUGAUACAUUAUCAGCCAGAAGCUGUACAUCUUUCUUAUGGUGAUAAAAUUCAUGACAUUGUUGUCACUUGGAGCACAAAAAGCGAUACAAAAGAGUCAAUAGUAGAAUAUGGUAUAGGUGGAUUUGUUUUGCGAGCUGAAGGAAAUUCUACUCUUUUUAUCGAUGGCGGAAAGAAAAAACAGAAACAGUACAUUCACAAAGUAUGGCUAAAAAAUUUAACGCCCAACAGCAAAUAUAUAUAUCAUUGCGGCAGCCACUAUGGAUGGUCAAAUGUAUUUUAUAUGAGAACUGCGCCCAAAGACUCCACAGAUUGGUCGCCGCAAAUAGUUAUCUUUGGUGAUAUGGGUAAUGAGAAUGCACAGAGUUUAUCGCGCUUGCAGGAAGAGACAGAACGUGGUUUAUACGAUGCUGCUAUUCAUGUUGGCGAUUUUGCUUACGAUAUGCACAGUGACGAUGCACGCGUAGGUGAUGAAUUUAUGCGGCAAAUUGAAUCUGUUGCUGCUUAUAUACCAUAUAUGACUGUGCCUGGGAAUCAUGAAGAGAAAUAUAAUUUCAGCAAUUAUAGGGCUCGUUUCACGAUGCCAGGUGAUUCGGAAGGCUUGUGGUAUAGCUUCGAUGUAGGUCCUGUACAUUUCGUAGCUAUAGAAACUGAAGCUUAUUAUUUCAUGAAUUAUGGUAUAAAACAAUUGAUUAAACAAUACGAAUGGUUGGACAAUGAUCUAAGAGAAGCAAAUAAACCUGAGGCAAGGGCUCGCAGACCUUGGAUAGUAGUAUUCGGACAUAGACCAAUGUAUUGCAGUAAUGCAAAUGCGGACGAUUGCACUAAUCAUCAAAGUCUGAUUAGAGUCGGAUUGCCAUUUUUAAAUUGGUUUGGAUUGGAGGACCUGUUUUUCAAAUAUAAAGUAGAUUUGGAAAUCUGGGCACACGAACACAGUUAUGAAAGAAUGUGGCCCAUGUACAACUUUCAAGUAUAUAAUGGUAGUUACGAAGAACCAUAUAAAAAUUACAAAGCACCUGUGCAUAUAAUUACUGGAUCAGCUGGUUGCAAAGAAGGACGAGAGAAAUUUGUUCCCGAUCAACCAGCAUGGUCCGCAUAUCGCAGCUCGGAUUAUGGAUAUACAAGAAUGAAAGCGUUCAAUAAAACUCAUUUGUAUCUAGAACAGGUAUCCGAUGAUAAAGAAGGUGCUGUUCUAGAUAGAGUUUGGCUCGUGAAAGAGAAUCUUUUCCCACAAUACGUAAAAGUUUUUCCUUUAGAAUAAUAUAAAUAUGAUUUUAAUUAUUUUAGCCAUAUGUGACAAGAUAGAAGACACAGACAUGAAUAUAUUAAAAAAAUUUUUCAAGCAAAAUUGUUAAUAAAAUUUUUCUUUCACUUUGA